UGAUACAUUUACGACAAAGAAAAAGUGCUUCCUCACUUUUCAAUUUUCCUUCUCUCCUUAAUCAAAAAUCUCUUCUCGGCAAAAAAAAAAAGAAAAGAACAGAAAAACAAUAAAGAGGAAUAUGCAUACUAACCGGAGAUCAUCGGGUCGCAUCACGUCAGCAGCAACUCAACGCCGGCUAAAACCGGAGCCAGAACCGACGGUGAAGAAAUUCAUCAAGGUUAUUCUCCUCAAAACAAUCAAGGAAAAAAUGAUGAAAGUUCCGGCUAGAUUUGUGAGGUUUGGUCCUAAACUCACUGACAAUGUGACUCUCGAGACUCCUGUUGGUUUCAAGUGUUCGAUUCGGAUUAGAAGAAUUGGUGAUGAGGUUUGGUUUGAGAAAGGUUGGAGUGAGUUUGCAGAGGCUCAUUUUUUAAGUGAUGGUCAUUUUCUGUUUUUUCAUUACAAAGGGGAUUCAUGUUUUCGUGUUGUGAUCUUUGAUGUGUCUGCUUCUGAGAUUGACUAUCCAUUGGACAAAGUUUAUGUCAUUGAGAGUGAUGCUGAUGAUGAUGAUAAAGAAGAAGUGAUGGCAGUUAUGAAUGAUAAUGAACAAGGGUUUACCGGAUUUGAAACUAGUGAUGAUGAUGGCGUUAUUGAUUUGGAUGAUUUUGUUUAAGAAAAAGAAACCAAGAGUCAACAUUAAGUCUUACAAUACUUGGUAAAAAAAAUUAAGACAUUUUUAAGAAGGAUUUUGUGGGUCAUGUUUGCAUCUUUUAUGUGAUUUCUUGUUCUCCUUCUUUGUUGUAGAUGAUGUUGAAGAGAUUGAUCAAAUGAGGCUAAAGAAGGAAGAUUAGAGAGUCUUGAGGAGUAGAAGAAGGUUUUUUCGACAAAGAUCUGUGGUUUCUAGCUCGUUAAAGUUUAGCUUUCGAUUUCGUUUUUAGUUUGUGUAAUGUGUAGUGGAAAUUCUUGUCAAGUCUCAAUCAGGCAAGAACUUUAGCUUUUGUAGUAAGAACUUUUCUAACUUGAGACUUGUGAGAUCCUUUUGUCAAUUUGUGUGAUGUAUGUGUAUGUAAAAAUGCUUGUUCUGUCUGAAAUUUAGCAAAAACAAUUUCUUACUCAAAGAAGAGAAAUCCUAGCUUUGGUGAAAUGAUUCUACAAGUUUUUACCAAUAAUAUAUGUAUUUUUUUCA
This is a messenger RNA of Arabidopsis lyrata subsp. lyrata, 1168 nucleotides long. RefSeq names its product B3 domain-containing protein At1g49475. The coding region runs from base 122 to 655 and encodes 177 amino acids. Gene Ontology annotation, molecular function: DNA binding. The transcript is spliced from 2 exons. NCBI's taxonomy places the organism in Eukaryota, Viridiplantae, Streptophyta, Magnoliopsida, Brassicales, Brassicaceae. The record is from RefSeq and is a predicted model, not a curated record.